AUGCCAAGAGACGAGUCCACAUCGAUCACUGACUCAUCCUGUUCUAAGCCUGUAGCUUUUAUUUCCAAUCAGAAUUUAGCCCAGCCGCACUCUUUGUCGGCCAUAGAACUCCAGCCCGUUGGACUUGCUCCCAAUUCGAUGCCAUCUGAAUCUGAGGACUCGGUAAAAUCUGAAAUUCCUCCUGCAGCAUUUGAUUCAGACGUUUCUUCCAUUCAAUUAUCUUCUAAAAUGCCUUCUAAAGAAGCUGUCUCCGAAUCACAGACAACGGACGAUCCUCUCCAGAACUCUAGUCAAGCAAAUCUGAAUUCUUGUGUUGAUCCAAUAGAACUAGAAUCUAGUUUAAACAGAGGCUUUUCUGGUCCUUCCGUCGCAGCUUACAACGUACAUCGUACCUUGUGUUCCUUCAACCUUUCCGCCACUAGACUGAUGCAAGUAGAUGACGAUUGA
Messenger RNA from Protopolystoma xenopodis, 447 nucleotides. The record is from the annotation of a GenBank genome assembly. NCBI's taxonomy places the organism in Eukaryota, Metazoa, Platyhelminthes, Monogenea, Polystomatidea, Polystomatidae.